This is a messenger RNA of Haliotis rufescens (red abalone), 912 nucleotides long. RefSeq names its product late histone H1-like. The transcript is spliced from 2 exons. NCBI's taxonomy places the organism in Eukaryota, Metazoa, Mollusca, Gastropoda, Lepetellida, Haliotidae. The annotation marks the transcript as partial. Gene Ontology annotation, cellular component: nucleosome; nucleus. Gene Ontology annotation, biological process: negative regulation of DNA recombination; chromosome condensation; nucleosome assembly. The record is from RefSeq and is a predicted model, not a curated record. Gene Ontology annotation, molecular function: double-stranded DNA binding; nucleosomal DNA binding; structural constituent of chromatin.
AUGGCUGAUGCUGCUGCUGCCCCCGCUGUUGUCAAGACUCCCAAGAAGAAGGCUGCUGCCAAGCCUAAGAAGGCUGCCGCACAUCCUACCUAUUUGGAGAUGAUCAAGAAAGCUAUUUCAACCCUGAAGGAGAGGGGUGGUUCUUCCCGACAGGCUGUUCUGAAAUACAUCUUGGCCAACUACAAGGUUGGUGACAACCAGGUGGCCAUCAAUGCUCGCAUCAAGACUGCUUUGAAAAAUGGAGUCAAGAACGGCGCACUGAAGCAAUCAAAGGGAACUGGAGCCGCUGGAUCAUUCCGUCUUGGCGAGGCAAAGAAAGACGAAAAACCCAAGAAGGCUAAGGCAGCUGCCAAACCAAAGAAGGCUGCCAAAUCCCCCAAGAAAGUCAAGAAGCCAGCUGCUGCCAAGAAACCCAAAACAGCCGCUAAGAAGGCCGCUAAGUCACCAAAGAAGAAGAAGGCUGCUGCCAAGCCUAAGAAGGCUGCCGCACAUCCUACCUAUUUGGAGAUGAUCAAGAAAGCUAUUUCAACCCUGAAGGAGAGGGGUGGUUCUUCCCGACAGGCUGUUCUGAAAUACAUCUUGGCCAACUACAAGGUUGGUGACAACCAGGUGGCCAUCAAUGCUCGCAUCAAGACUGCUUUGAAAAAUGGAGUCAAGAACGGCGCACUGAAGCAAUCAAAGGGAACUGGAGCCGCUGGAUCAUUCCGUCUUGGCGAGGCAAAGAAAGACGAAAAACCCAAGAAGGCUAAGGCAGCUGCCAAACCAAAGAAGGCUGCCAAAUCCCCCAAGAAAGUCAAGAAGCCAGCUGCUGCCAAGAAACCCAAAACAGCCGCUAAGAAGGCCGCUAAGUCACCAAAGAAGGUGAAGGCUGCAGCCAAGCCCAAGAAGGCGAAGACACCCAAGAAGGCAGCA